AUGAAUUCUCGUUCAAUAAUUUUGAAACUCAUGUUGCUUGGGGCAAUGCUAAUGCCCACAAUGAUGGCUUCGGCAUUUCAGCCCAGUCCAUAUUGUCCAACCAGAUGUGGAGAUAUCCCUGUCCCCUUUCCGUUUGGAACUAUUUCGGGUUGCCAUCUUGAUGAAUCCUUCUUUAUUAAUUGCAAUAAAAGUUACAAUCCUCCCAAGCCAUUUCUGAACUUCGGUGAAAUUGAAGUUAUUGACAUAUCAAUCAAUGGACAGAUGAGAAUUGCUGCUUCUGUGGCCAGUUAUUGUUAUGGAAAAUCCGGUUCCCAAAUAAAUGGCAGCAUCUCAAAGCUCGCCUUGUCCGAAUUCCACUUUUCAAGAGCACGAAACAAGUUCACUGUUGUUGGGUGCGACACUUAUGCAGUUAUUGAUGGUUCUGAGGAAUGGAAGCAACGGAGUGCCGGGUGCGCAUCGUGGUGUCAUCGAAUCGACAGCGUGGUUGAUGGAACCUGCGCUGGCCUUGGCUGCUGCCAGACUUCAAUUCCAGAUGGAGUUAAGGACUUUUUGAUCGACAUUCGGAGUUUUCAGAAUCACUCGAGGGUGAAAACUUUCAAUCCAUGUGGUUAUGCUUUUGUAGUUGAAGCAGAGGCUUUCAACUUCUCAUCUUCAGAUCUCCAAGAUUUGCAGGGCAGAAAGACUGUCCCUGUUGUGCUAGACUGGUCUAUAGGGAACGUGACGUGCCUAGUAGCUCUAGAAGACCUCUCAAGCUAUGCUUGUCGAGCUAUGCGUAGUGAAUGCAUUGAUUUAACCAACGGACUUGGUUAUCGUUGCAAUUGUUUAACGGGAUAUCAAGGGAACCCUUACCUUAUUGAUGGUUGUCAUGAUAUUGAUGAGUGCAUUUCAAGACCAUGUGAAGGAACAUGCACAAAUUUGCUGGGAAGCUAUUUAUGUUCUUGUCCUAAGGGGCUUGAAGGUGAUGGAAAGAAAGGUGGCACAGGUUGUCAUCCCAAAGAUCAAACUAAGGUCUCUACCUUGAUGUAUAUUGUUUCUGGUCUCAUUUUUGCUGUUGUUGGAAGUUCUUGGAUAUUUUGGAAAAGCAAGAAAAACAAAGUCGUUAAACUAAGACACAAGUAUUUCGAGAAAAACGAGACACAAGACCCAUUUCUAGUUUAUGAGUUUUUUACCGGUAAGACAUUGUACGAUUUGAUCCACGAUCAAGAAUAUUUUCUUUCAUGGGAUCUUCGUCUCAAGAUAGCCUUUGAAACAGCAAGUUCACUUGCUUACUUGCAUUCUGCUGGGGAGUUGCCAAUUGUUCAUGGAGACAUCGCCAGCUUCCGCAUUUUCUUGGAUUCUGGUUACAAUGUGAAAAUUUCACAGCCUUCACUCCGUGGAUGUGUGUGUACACCUGACUACUUGUCUCCGGAGAAUCAUGCUUCAGAGUAUUCGACGGAAAAGGGUGAUGUAUACAGUUUUGGAGUUGUAUUGGCAGAGAUAUUGACAGAAGAGGAUCAAGUAACUGAACAUGAUUCAGCUGUUGCUGGACUCAAACUCAAAUGA
Molecule: messenger RNA, 1542 nt
Organism: Fraxinus pennsylvanica
Lineage: Eukaryota; Viridiplantae; Streptophyta; Magnoliopsida; Lamiales; Oleaceae
Source: the annotation of a GenBank genome assembly